AUGAUGGAAUAUGCAAAAACGCGCAAAGGGCCGCUGCCUGGAGGUCGCCAGGGCGCGUCUGGUGCUGGCGCUGGACGCGACAGCUUGCGAACCGCCAGCCGAGCGAGAGGUGCUGCACGACCACCCAUCAGCCCCUCGCAUCCAUCAUCCCCAACAGCUGGCUUGGUGUCAGCAGGGUCUUCGCAGGACCAGCAAUCGGCACCCGCCACUGGUGGAGUACGCCGCAUGCGAUGGACAAUCGAAAUGAAUACUAACGCAUUGCGGGCGUAUUUUAGGGCGAAAGGGGGAGAAGUUGGAGGUUUGACGUAUCGGGCUAGGAUGCAUCGUCUUUUUGCUGAGCUGGAGCCAUCUUUAACCGUCUCAGAGCAAAACCUGGCAGAGCGCGUUCGGUAUAUCUUGCGCUCAAAUAUAUUUGAUGUCGCCGAACUCGAACGACUACGACGUGAGGCUGUUCCCUCAUCGGAUGAAAAUGCUACGGCUGAGGAUGCGGCGCCACAAAUUGCAGAGCAACCCGCAAACGUGAAUGCCGCCGUGAAUACCCCAGUUGUGGUUGAUUCAAACGAUGAUGGAACAGUCGCCCAGGAACUGGAAUUAGAGCAUAUGAGGAGUACAUUGGAAGAGGCGAUUGUGGAAACGCGCAGUACGCCUCUCGAAAAUCGACCGCGACUUCCCCGCAUAGCCCUAAGCAAGCGGAAUCGGGCUGUCGUGAGGGCUCUGAACCCAUUGCUGAUGACCUAUUUGGAAGCCUGCCGGGACCUUUGCGAGACGGACUCAAUUCUUUUUGGCGCCGCACUGGCAGUGUGCCGUAUUAUAGGCGCCAAACUUUCCACGGCUGGACGCGCUACUGGACAAAGUAGCGCUAUCCCAGCCUGGAGAAUAAGAAUUGAAGAACGUAUCGCAAAGGCUAGGGCCCUCAUCGGCAGACUGAUAUGCUUCAGGUCAGGCAACAACAGGCCAAGGAUUGUGCGCACCGUCAGGAUGGCAUUUGCUGGGACAAAUGUUAGUUUGUCCCAGCCGGAUAUAAUGCAAAAACUGACGGAGCACAUAGACGACCUGAAGCAGAGAAUCGCUACUUGGGGAAAGCGGAUUUGGCGAUAUAUCGAGAGGUCGACACGGUUUAACCAGAAUCGUCUCUUCCAGAGUGAUCAGAAGAGGCUCUAUAAAUUGUUGGAGCGACCAAUGGUAAAUGGAACGGGCCCAGCACCGAAUCAGGCCGACACUGUAGCAUUCUGA
This is a messenger RNA of Parnassius apollo (apollo), 1233 nucleotides long. The record is from the annotation of a GenBank genome assembly. Lineage: Eukaryota; Metazoa; Arthropoda; Insecta; Lepidoptera; Papilionidae.